Molecule: messenger RNA, 1892 nt
Organism: Arachis stenosperma
Lineage: Eukaryota; Viridiplantae; Streptophyta; Magnoliopsida; Fabales; Fabaceae
Product: ankyrin repeat domain-containing protein EMB506, chloroplastic
Exons: 8
Coding region: 412-1392 (326 amino acids)
Biological process (GO): protein targeting to chloroplast
Cellular component (GO): chloroplast outer membrane
Molecular function (GO): chloroplast targeting sequence receptor activity; protein binding
Source: RefSeq, a predicted model, not a curated record
AGAAAUACCCAUCCCCUUUCUCUCACUCUCUGAAACCUAAUCCUAAGCCCAGCCAGCCACCGUCACCCUCCCUCAUCGCCGAACUCUUCUCCUCCAGUAUAGGGUGCUGGCGGGACAAAGCGUGGGUGCCGUCUCACUCUUCUCAUCGCAGAACUCUUCGUAGUUCUCAUCGCUCCUCUUCUCGUCGCCGUCGCACGAGGACGCGUUAUCCGGUGGCGUGGCCGUCGCGAAGGUUGAUUGGUCAGUCAUCGUCUUUUCGAGCGCUCUCUCUCUCUGUGUCUGAGGCCAGCAUCCCUCCUCGAGCAUUCUGUUGCUCUCUGUCCGAGCUCACUUCCCCUUCUCCGUUGCCGUCACUUCCCAUUCCUCCAUCGCUGUCACUUGCCUUCCUCCUUCACCGCCAGAAAAACCAAAAUGGGCUCUGUGGCUACACCACUUCUGACUAUUCAAUUUCCUGCUACUAUUACGGAAACCAUCAGGAACUCCAAAUUGGGUGCAAGUUUCAAUAAAAUCUGUAGAAGUACAGGAAAAGGAAUACUCAGUUUCUCUUUUGCUGGUGGCAACCACAUAGUUGGGGUUAACUUUGCAAUCAAAGCAGGCAAAGGAGUAUCAAAUUUGAAAACUGGGCAACAAGAAGGAACUUGGGAGGAACCAGAUAUUGACAGUGACAGUGAAUCUGAUGGUGAAGAUGAGGAAACUGAGGAUGAGAACCUUGGAUUUGAAAGCGAUUGGGAGGAGGAAGAAACAAAGACUUCAGCUACUACUGUUGCAAAUAUAAAAUCAACUGACACAAACGAGGAACAUGUUAAGAGAGAGAUUGAACAGCUUUUGGACCCAGAAGAAAGAGCAAUAUUGCAACAGAAUGUGACUCCUAACUUGGAAAAAAUAUCAACUGAAAAAUGGAUCCCUUUGCACACCCUUGCUCUGUCAAUGCAGAUGAGUUGCAUGGAUAAGCUUCUUGAAGAUGGUUUUGAUAUUGAUUUCAUUAAUAAGGCAAGUCUCACUGCACUUCAUAAGGCAAUUAUAGGCAAAAAAGAAGCUGUGAUAAGCCAUCUUUUAAGGAAAGGUGCAAGUCCUCAUGUGAAGGACAAGGUUGGAGCUACUCCACUUCAUUAUGCAGUUCAAGUUGGUGCCAAGCAAACUGUGAAAUUAUUAAUCAAGUAUAACGUCGAUGUCAAUGUUGCAGAUAAUGAAGGUUGGACUCCAUUGCACGUUGCCAUUCAAAGUAGAAACAGAGAUAUAGCAAAAAUUUUGUUAGUCAAUGGUGCAGAUAAAACAAGGAAAACUAAGAAUGGAAAGACAGCACUGGAUCUAUGCUUAUGUUAUGGAAAAGAUUUCAAAUCUUAUGAGCUUGCUCAAGUAGUGAAGGUAGUUCCAGCUGACAGUGCUCUAUGAUGCGCGAGGCGCAGUCAAUCAGAAUGUGAUCGCGAUUGAAGUUUGAGUUGCGACAUAUCUUCUCUUAAUAACACUUAAAAAUCAUAGCAUUCAACCAUCUUUGGAGGUCCUAGAUCUCUCGACCUUGUUCAUGAGAGUCUCGAUGAAACCUUACUAAAUUGAUGAUUUUUGGAAUAUAUUUGGAGCAUAGCUCUAGUUGACAAAAUGGUGCUGUUGCGAUGCUGUCGAAAGCGAAAACCACCCACAUUAUGCAGAGAUUGAAGUGCAGAUCCAGAGUUCCGAGAGAAAAUUACCGAAUUAUCUAUAAGAUGAGCUGUUCAAGUUCAAGCCACAUUGAUCUUUCUACUGGAUAAUUGUUUCAACUAAUACUGGGCGGGGGUGAAUUUUUUACUAUUAAUUCUAGCAACUAAAGGUUAAGUUUCUGUUCAUGUAAGUAUUGCCUUAUUGGUAGAUUGGUUAUAAACUUCAAAUGGGAAAUUCAUAUUUGAUUAAUGAUUUAA